GUAGGUCUGCGUGAGACUGGAGAAAUAUAUCACAUCAUUUUUUUUUCUGACAAUGUAAAGCUACAUGAGUUGGAACAGUAAACGUAUUUUACAUAUUUUUUGUAACAGUAAACGUAUUUUAUCCAAUGCUUAGGUUUUAGGUUUUAUUGGUAAGCCUUAUGUUUAUGUAGGGAAAACCACUUUUACAUUCUGUAAAUAAUACAAAAUCGAAAGCAAUAAAACUACAGUAUUGUUGGCUCCCUUUUUUUCUUUUUUUUUACUUGUAGUAAUAAAUUGUAAUAAGCUUAAACACUGAACGUGUCAGUGCUUUUAUUUAGAAUUAUGACGUCUCCUAGGUCUCAGCCAAUCAGAUGCCCGAGAUGAAGUCAUCACAGGAAGUCGUCAUCGUUGUGAGUAGCUUUCCCGCGAAGAUUGAGAGACUAAUGUUGCUGGAUUAGAGCUUUUCUUUAGAUCAUCAUCAACAUGAGUAAGAGGAAGGUCAAAGAUGAUCAUAUGCCAGUGGGAGAAUGCAUUACACAGGUUCAAAGUAUUUUAAGGGAGCGCUUCUGCCAUCAGAAGCUUCCAGAGAAGCCACAGGCCGUAGAGGCUCAGCACAAACACCUACUGGAGCUGCUGAAGCGAACGGCCAUCCACGGGGAGAGUAACUCGGUGCUAAUCGUUGGUCCCAGAGGAACAGGAAAAACAAUGCUGCUGAAAUGUGUGCUGAGGGAGCUGCUGGGGGAUAAAGAAGUACAGAAAAACAUGCUAGAAGUUCAUCUUAACGGUCUUCUGCAGACGGAUGAUAAAAUUGCGCUGAAAGAAAUAACACGGCAGCUCCACUUAGAAAACACUGUUGGUGACAAAGUGUUUGGAAGCUUUGCAGAGAAUUUGUCUUUCCUGUUAGAGGCUCUGAAGAAAGGCAAUCGCAGCAGCAGCCGCCCAGUGCUGUUUGUCCUGGAUGAAUUCGACCUCUUUGCGCUUCAUAAGAACCAGACUCUGCUCUACAACCUGUUUGACGUGUCCCAGUCUGCGCAGGCGCCCAUCGCCGUGGUUGGCGUCACCUGCAGACUGGAUGUUCUGGAGCUGUUGGAGAAGCGCGUGAAGUCGCGGUUUUCCCAUCGUCAGAUUCACCUUGUGAGCAGCCUGACGUUCACUCAGUACCUGGAGCGGGUCCGAACACAGUUCAGCUUGCCGGGCAGUUUUCCUGAUGCUAAGUUUGCUCAGGAGUGGAACGCCAGUGUCAAGACUUUGUGUGAAGAUAAAUCGGUCGAGGAGGUUUUGCAGAGACAUUUUAACUCCAGCAAAGACUUCCGCUCAAUGCACAUGCUACUGAUGUUGUGUCUGAGUCGCGUCUCUGUAGCCAAACCUACCGUCAACCCCUCUGACCUCCUGGAGGCCAGCAGACUGUGCUUAUCAGACGCCAAGGCUGACAUGCUUCAUGGUCUGUCCAUCUUGGAGCUGUGUCUGAUCAUCGCCAUGAAGCACCUCAACGACGUCUACGAAGGAGAACCGUUCAAUCUCCAAAUGGUUCACAAUGAGUUUAAGAAGUUCUUGCAAAGAAAGUCGAACUCCAUGUACAACUUUGAGCAGCCUGUUGUUAUGAAGGCCUUCGAGCACCUGCAGCAGCUGGAGCUGAUCAGGCCCGUUGACGCCUCUUCGGCCAAAACUCAGAGGGAAUACCAGCUAAUGAGACUGAUGCUGGACCACAGUCAGAUCAUGGAGGCCCUGCAGAAGUACCCGCAGUGCCCCACCGAUGUCAAGCAGUGGGCUAUGUCUGCGUUCGGCUAGCAGCCUGCAUGCAUGUGGACGUCGUGGAGAUGUUCACUGUCUGUGAUCCACCGGUGCAACAGAAAAUCCAGCAAACAGAUGCUGAACUGUCCAAUAAAUUUAAGCUUUAAAGAAAAGCUUGAAUGUUAAAUUAAGAGAGAGUUUAGGUGAUUUGACCUCUGGAAAACAAGCACAACAUGCUGCAUAUUGUUGUAUUUAACUUCAUCUUUCACCGAUUAGUCACUGUGUUGAGUGAGUUAUCACAGGCAAAGACUGUUGAGUUUAAACGUUUCAUGUAUUUAAAUCUGGAAAAAAUAAACUUGAAAUCUAUCGUUCAA
Betta splendens (Siamese fighting fish) is the source of this 2084-nucleotide messenger RNA. It is a transcript of the gene orc4, whose product is annotated as origin recognition complex, subunit 4. Gene Ontology annotation, molecular function: DNA replication origin binding; ATP hydrolysis activity. The record is from RefSeq and is a predicted model, not a curated record. NCBI's taxonomy places the organism in Eukaryota, Metazoa, Chordata, Actinopteri, Anabantiformes, Osphronemidae. The coding region runs from base 463 to 1767 and encodes 434 amino acids. Gene Ontology annotation, cellular component: nuclear origin of replication recognition complex; nucleus. Gene Ontology annotation, biological process: DNA replication; DNA replication initiation. The transcript has 14 exons.